CUGAGGGACUUGCACAUCUGUUGUCUGUUCCUCUUUCCCAGGCUGAGCUGUAACCGGCAGCGGCAGCCCCAAGUCGGGCUGUUUGGAGCCCGUGAGCGAGACGCCGGAUUCGCUCCCCACAUUAGCCGUCCCUCGCUGCUGGCUGCUGCUUUCCCCCUUCUGUCUCCGCUUGUUCUGAGCCGCUCGGCCCCCAGUAGCGCUGUGACUCUGACGGGAAAGGGGGCCCGGCCAGAAGCAGCCAUUGCAUCGCAGACGCAUAGGAGGCGCGCCAGAGCAACCAGUAGGCCUGACAAGCAGUCUGCCUCUUCCGGGGUCCGGCCGGGAAAUGGCUGUGAGGUUGCUGGGCCGAUCUUUAAUCGCUCCUCCUAGGUCAGUUGUGCUGCAUAAUUCUUUGGGAAGUGCUAACUUUAGCACCAAAGGAAAUGCUGAGCCCACCAAGCAACCACUUAAGAAACCAAAAUUGCCUGUAGGUCGUUUUGAUGAGUCAGAGGAAUCCACUGCAGAGAAAGAGCCACUAGAAAAAUUUCCUGAUGACAUCAAUCCUAUAACAAAAGAAAAGGGUGGACCCAAAGGCCCUGAACCAACUCGUUAUGGAGACUGGGAGCGGAAAGGACGCUGUAUAGAUUUUUAAAUGGCUCCAUAAUCUUCAUCAUGAUAUAUUUGGGUAAAGGUCAAGUAAAUGAAGCCAUUUUAUCCAAAUGAAGAAAUCUUUCUUUCUGUAUCUGUGUGUGCAGUUAUGUGCUUUUAGCAUCUAUGCCAUGGCAGUUAUGGAGGAAACUUCCUGUGAAUAAAUGUACUUUUAAGUACCGCU
Messenger RNA from Eublepharis macularius, 811 nucleotides. It is a transcript of the gene SDHAF4, whose product is annotated as succinate dehydrogenase complex assembly factor 4. The coding region runs from base 326 to 631 and encodes 101 amino acids. Gene Ontology annotation, cellular component: mitochondrion. The record is from RefSeq and is a predicted model, not a curated record. The transcript has 3 exons. NCBI's taxonomy places the organism in Eukaryota, Metazoa, Chordata, Lepidosauria, Squamata, Eublepharidae. Gene Ontology annotation, biological process: mitochondrial respiratory chain complex II assembly.